CACCCGUGGCUCGGCCUGCAUCCUCUGCGGGAAGCUUCUUGGAGAGAUGAGGGGGAGCAGAGUCUAUGGAGAUGGAGGAGGAGGUGGUGGUCUUGGAAAGACCGCCGCUUUCCUCGCCGCUGUGGUGCUGUGCGGCCUCCUGCUCCUGACCGGCGGCGCCGACGCGCAAGGCAUCCAGCCCGUUUCUUCGCACAAAACCCUAAGAGGUGAGGCCCCCCUCGUUAUCGCCAAAGGUGGCUUUUCAGGUGUGUUCCCAGGCUCCAGCCAAGAUGCCUACAAUUUCGCGGCGCUCGCCAGCAUGCCUGACACAAGUUGGUGGUGCGAUGUGCAACUCACCAAGGACGCUGUUGGGAUUUGCCUCGGAAACAUAGACAUGAAAAACAGCACCACCAUCGCCACGGCCUACCCUGCCAGGAAGAGUACCUAUGUCGUCGACGGUGCGCCAAAAGCCGGAUGGUUUUCUGUGGACUUCAACAUGUCUGAGUUGCAAACUGUUGCAUUAACACAAUCAAUCUGGUCUCGCACCGACAAAUUUGAUUACUACGGAUAUGCUAUCCUAUCUGUCACCGACUUGCCGACCAUAGUCAAGCGCCCGUCCUUGUGGCUGAAUGUUCAGCAUGACAUCUUCUACAGGCAGCAUGGUUUGAGCAUGAGGAGCUACAUGCUUUCCAUCCUAAAGCGUGUCUCUGUGAAUUAUAUUUCUUCACCUGAACUGGGCUUCCUCCAAAGUAUAGCUCCAAGAGUUGGCAGCAAAACAAAGCUUGUGUAUAGGUUUCCUGAUAAGCUCACCUCCGAUCCUUCUACCAACCAAACUUACAGUUCAAUGCUGAGUAACUUAACAUUUAUUAAGACAAUUGCUUCUGGUAUCAUGGUCCCAAAGAUCUACAUUUGGCCAGUCUCAGACGAUAACUAUCUGAAGCCUCCCGAAUCUAUUGUCCAAGAUGCCCACAAAGCAGGGUUAGAGAUAUAUGCAUCGGACUUUGCAAAUGAUAGAAUUAUCCCCUAUAACUACAGUUAUGAUCCUUUGCAAGAAUACCUGUCAUUUGUCAGUAAUGGUGACUUCUCUGUGGAUGGUGUAUUAACAGAUUUCCCAAUUACUGCAUCCGAGGCCAUUGGUUGUUUCAAUAAUCUGAAUGCAAGUAAGGCGGAUCAUGGGAAACCAUUAAUUAUUUCGCAUAACGGUGCUAGUGGAGACUACCCAGACUGUACUGAUCUGGCCUACCAAAAUGCAAUUAAGGAUGGUGCUGACAUGAUUGAUUGUACCCUUCAAGUGACAAGCGAUGGAGUUCUUAUUUGCAUGAGUUCCAUAAACCUGCUUGAAACUACCAAUGUUCAGAGGACAAGUUUCAGUAACCUUGCAUCUGUGAUUCCUGCUAUGCAGCCUACAACAGGAGUCUUCACAUUCAAUCUUACUUGGGAAAACAUUAGCAAUAGUGCUUUGACGCCUAAGAUGUCUAGCCCGUGGAGUAACUAUUAUCUUGUAAGAAACCCAAGGUACACAAAUGAAGGAAAGUUUCUCAAGUUCACUGACUUUCUGGAAUAUGGGAAGAACAAGGAUUUGUCUGGCAUCAUGGUGAUUAUUGAGAAUGCAGCGUUUAUGGCAAAGUCAUUAGGAUUUGAUAUUAUUGAGUCUGUAACCACUGCCUUAAGUGAUGCUGGUUAUAGUAAUCAAACUGCCAAGGAAGUCAUGAUCCAGUCAGAAGAUAGCGCUGUUCUUGUGAAAUUUAAGCAGCAGAAAACACAAUACAAGCUUGUCUACACCCUCCCGCAAGGCAUUGGAGACGCUUCUAACUCGUCGCUAGCAGAUAUUAAGGAGUUUGCUGAUGCUGUAGUUGUUGACAAGAAAUCUGUUUUUGCACAAAGUUUGCACUUUAUCAUCAAUCAAACCAAUCUCUUGAAAGAUCUGCAGUCUGCGGGCCUAGCAGUAUAUGCGCAGGUGUUCAGCAAUGAGUUUGUGUCACAACCCUGGGAUUUCUUCUCAGACGCAACCGUGGAAAUCAACAGCUAUGUCCAGACGCUUAAGAUUGAUGGCUUGAUAACUGAUUUCCCCAAGACAGUAAGAAGAUACAAAAGGAAUUCUUGUACGGGCUUGGGAGAUAACACACCGGUCUACAUGCAGACUGUUAAUGUCGGCGACCUUGCAAAGCUAAUAAAAUCCCAAGGCGUUCCUGGCGCCCAGCCGCCAGCUGUGGCACCAAUGCCAGUACUAAACACAUCAAGCGUGGAGCAGCCAGCGUUCCCCCCUGUUUCGCCCAAGGGUUCAACUCCUGGUGCCUCCCCGCCUCCUGGUUCAUCGCCUUCUGCCGCCUACGCAGUUGCUGCGAGUACUUGCAGUCUGCUGGUGGCGGUUUGUGCAGCUCUACUGAUCUAAAGCAGGCUCAUGAGGGUCCAUGCUACUAGGUUAAGUUACCAGAGGGACUAUCAGAUUUGCGCACGCUCUUGAUCUCGCGAUUUUGUGUCACUGGGUAUUCAUUUCUGUAGCUAUUGGGGUGCAUUGGUGUAUUUGUUCCCGCUGUAUAAAUCCGUCUAUUGAUAGAGGAAGUUGUAAACUCCA
This is a messenger RNA of Lolium perenne, 2554 nucleotides long. RefSeq names its product glycerophosphodiester phosphodiesterase GDPDL3-like. NCBI's taxonomy places the organism in Eukaryota, Viridiplantae, Streptophyta, Magnoliopsida, Poales, Poaceae. The record is from RefSeq and is a predicted model, not a curated record. Gene Ontology annotation, biological process: lipid metabolic process. Gene Ontology annotation, molecular function: glycerophosphodiester phosphodiesterase activity.